Uloborus diversus is the source of this 2994-nucleotide messenger RNA. Its product is annotated as ionotropic receptor 93a-like. The annotation marks the transcript as partial. The transcript has 15 exons. The record is from RefSeq and is a predicted model, not a curated record. Gene Ontology annotation, biological process: monoatomic ion transport. Gene Ontology annotation, cellular component: membrane. NCBI's taxonomy places the organism in Eukaryota, Metazoa, Arthropoda, Arachnida, Araneae, Uloboridae. Gene Ontology annotation, molecular function: glutamate-gated receptor activity.
CAAAAUAUAAACUUACUUGCACCUGUUGUAGAUCCAUCAUCCACACAAUGUGGAAUCGAAGACACGAGAGCUUAUAUUUUAAGUAUGAAAGGUGAGAUAGAAGAUAUUCUCAAAGAAGAUGCUGACUUCAUAUUUGAAGAUGAGUUUAAAUUUUCCACCAUUGGUCAACUAUUAUCUGUGUAUACAGAAGGAGUUGAGGAAAUAGCUGCAAUUCUGACCGUCAAGAGUUGUAAAACUGCCGAAGAAGAAAUAUCGUCAUACAAAAAUGAGUUUUUCAGUACGUAUUUUUUAGUAAUUUUGGAACGCGGAUGCCCUAGACUUCCACCAAACAUCGGUUCAUCCAUCCCGUUUUUAAGAAACAAGAACGACGUGAUUCCAUUCUUAGUGGACGCCAGGAGCGACAACAGACUGCUUGACAAGUGGAAUGACAUUGUUGUAUUACAAGAUGGCAGUCUAGAUUUGAAUACAGUGCAAGAGAUUGUUUAUACGCUGCAAACAACAGGAAUAAAUAAACGAUCCACAUCUUUUACAAUUUAUGAUCUCUGCCAAGAAGAAAACUGUGAAGACAUGGCUACAGUUAUAAAAGAAUGCCUCACUCCGCACGCAAUAUCAGAGUUUCCUAGAUACUUCUUAGUAAUUUCCAGGGGGAAAUCGUUCAAGAAAAUCGUAGAACAAGCAAAAAAACUACAAAUGAUGGAUGAAAACAGGAAAUGGCUCUUUGUUACCAAUUCACCGCCGAAUGAUUCUGAUCUAAUAUCUGCAGCCAGCAUUUUACCUUCCGAAGCAAAUGUUGCUAUAGUUUACCCAAACCAAAACUUAAAUCAGUACUUUUUUAUGCAGGAAAAUCCUGGUUGCCAAGUUCCAGUCGUGCUCAAAGCUUAUGCAAAAAGUAUAAAAGAAUUGAUCAAAAACGAGACAUAUUUCACAAAUUCAUCGGAAAAUAAUUCUUUUAUUAAGGCUAAAAUCUAUCAGCUUAUGCAAAACUACAUGGAUAAAGAACAAUCAUGUGGAGGCUGCUUGGAACUGAUAAUAAAAACAACCGCUUAUUUAGUUCCAAAUAAAAUGUCUGCUGAAAGUCUAGAAGAUUAUGAAACUGUAGGAACAUGGCGACUUUUCAGGGGCCUUAGAAUGAACGGAGCACUAUAUCCGUUAACGACAGGAAAUUUCCGAGGGAGGAAACUUAAGCUUGGGAUAACAGAUGGUGCUCCUUGUGCUGUGAUAAAGAAAAAGAAAGAAGGAGUUGGCUUUGAUUAUAGUGGACUUGUCGUUGAUUUUGUUCGAGCUGUAUCAAAAGAAAUGAAUUUUACGUUUGAGUUUGUCUCUCCACCUGAUAGCCAGUCCGGAAAAAAACUUCCGAAUGGCGAAUGGACUGGGAUGAUUGGACAAGUUGUUAAGCGAGAAGUCGAGUUUGCAGCUCAAUGCUUUUUCAUGACCCCUGAAAGAAUAAAAGCUGUCAAUUUCACAAAAGCUGUCGAUGAAUUAUCAUACGCACUUCUAAUGAAAAGGCCUGAGCAAGAGCAUAAAUAUCUUUUCCUUGCACCAUUUACAUCCUAUACAUGGAUCUGUGUAUUCAUAACUGUUGCACUUAUUGGACCCAUUUUGUAUUUAGUACAUCGUGCAAGCUCGUAUUACGAGCACUACGAUAUGGUAAAUGACAAAGGUUUGUUCAGACUAACCAAUUGUGCAUGGUAUGGUUUUGGCGCAAUAGUGCAACAAGGUGGUGUGCAUCUACCCGAUGCAAUAUCUGGUCGAAUAUUAGUUGCAUUCUGGUGGUUAUUUGUAAUCGUUACAGUAGCAACAUACAGUGGAAAUUUAGUAGCUGUUCUUACUUUCCCUAAGAUUAGAAAUCCAAUAAACAACUUUGAAGAUUUGCUUGCAAAUAAAGGAAAACUUAAAUGGGGUGUAUUUGACGGAGAAGCUCUUAUUGAGCAACUUAAAGGUUCCACAUCACAAACAUUCCUAGAUAUUAGCAGAGGCAUGGGCGUUUAUGAUCCGAAUCGAAAGACCUCGCUCUUAAAAGAAGUAGAAAAGGGCGAAUUGGUGUUGAUUGCAUCCAAAUAUGAACUCUUAGAAGUCAUUGGAGAUUCGUAUAAUAAAACCGGAAAAUGCAAGUUUACUCUUGCAUCCGAGGAAGCAUACUCUGAAAGUGUAUCACUAGCAGUGCCUCGAAACUGGCCGUAUCUAUCAACUAUGAACGCCGAGCUUGAAAAGCUUUUUGAAACUGGACUUUUCAUAAAGUGGAAACACGACUCUCUACCACCAGAUAAUGAUUGCACUGUGUCUUCGAAACCUCAAGCUGGAGACACAAGAAAGAUCAAUCUAUCCCAAAUGGUCGGAUCUUUCUAUAUUUUGAUGUUUGGAUUGUCUGGUGCUUUAGGAGCCCUUCUCGUAGAAUACGCUUAUUUAGCGACAAGAAACAAGGGACAUCUUCACGAUGAAUUUCAAGGAAUUAAAUGCAAAUUUCUGAGCUUCAUGUUUCCUUCACUUGGUUCAGAUUCUUCUCAAAAACACAUCAGUCAGAAAAAAUUUCUACAGUCAAGAAUGUACCCUGCAUUGAAAAGUAAAGAGCAACUAAAAUCUAAACGACGAACUAAGAAGCAAUCUAAGUCAAAAACUCUUCAUGAGAAAGAUAAUAAAGGUUACAUAAAAGAUGAAUGGGACAACCAGCGUAACGUGGCUCUUGCUGAACAUUUUAUGAGAUUUGAUGAGUACGGUCGAAGAGAUAUAUACACAAAUUAUGACGAAAAUAACCUUAGAUCCACAUAUGGAGAGAGGAUGGAACCGAAUUCUUAUGCAAUUAAACGUAGUUUUGAUAAUCCAGCUUAUGGAAGACAAUUCAUCGAAAACAUAACGAAUAAUUUAGGUUAUAAUUCUGAAAAAUCGGAAGAUCAUUCACUUAACUCUGAUGGUGAACAAAGAAAUUUGAAUUCUGGAGAAAAGGAUGAUGAACCGUAUUUUUCUUAUAGAGGUGAUGGCGAUUACCGUAAAUAUUAA